GUGUUAUCCUUAAAAGUAGUGAAUCACGUGAUAAUGAACCCAAUGUCUCGACCGGAGUAUUUGGUCGACAAUUAGGAGAAGCCAUGGAUUGUGUCGAGUAUUUCAUUUCGUGUGAAAUAUUACGACAAAUCUUAGAAAGUGUUCAGUAUUUGCAUGAAUUGAAUCCACAAAUCAUUCACAGAGAACUCAAACCUGAAAAUAUAUUAAUUGCUGAAAAUGUAAGGAACGGUAGAUUUGUUAAGUUAGGAGACUUUGGUUUGGCUGGCGAGCAUGUGGUAGCUAAUCAGAGUCACUCAAAAGAUAAAGGAACUCCUAACUAUAGAGCCCCAGAAUUGGGUCAAUCAAAGUAUACCCCAAAAGCAGACAUUUAUAGUUUGGGUAUACUUUCGAUGGAAUUGUUUGAUAUUAUAUUAGACUCAACACAAUUCCGAAGAUUUGGUGCCAUCCCUAAGAGGGUGUCGAGUAGUAUAUCACGUAAUACUGAGUCUAAUGUCUCGACCGGAAGUAUACGUAGUAUUCGCGAGAAUAUAAGUGGACAUCAGUGCCCACAAAGUGUAUGGGAACUGGAGGUCACCAUAAGGCCUGAAUGGGGUCAACCACCAAAA
Messenger RNA from Oppiella nova, 605 nucleotides. Lineage: Eukaryota; Metazoa; Arthropoda; Arachnida; Sarcoptiformes; Oppiidae. The record is from the annotation of a GenBank genome assembly.